GUCGCUCAAGCCGUUAGGCCCAAACAUGAUGAAAUGGUCUAUUUUUGCUAACCCGGAUUAUUUUUGGGCGGUACCUCCCCGGACGUUGCCGGCUGGCGUACACGAACACUUGGCGUGAAUUCCUUGGUUCAGUACCGCUAUCACUUAUGCACGCGUCGUUGGUCGUACGGGGAGGCAGGUCAGCCUGGAAAGGCCCAUUCUUUGUCGCGUUUCCCAAUCUUCGCGAGGCUAUUCAAAAUAAUGUGCCAAUAAAGACACAGGCUCGGGAUUGCACUAUUCUUCCUAACUUCAUCGGAAUGAGGUUCCAGGUGCACAACGGCAAGGAAUACAUCCCAGUAACCGUUACGCAGGAUAUGGUGGGCCACAAGUUGGGAGAGUUCUCGCAUACGAAGAAACGGUUUACAUACAAGAUGUCAAAGAACAAAUAGGCCCUUCUUUGCGCCACAUACUCUCAUCGUUCACACUUGUACCUAUGUUAUCAUCUGCUAUUCGAGACUUACUGUCUUUCCCGCCCUCUAUCUCGCGUUUCACCGGCUUACUACAGUAUCACAAUGCCGAUACUCAAACAAAUCUUGCACAUAGCUAGGUCUUCGACCGUGAUGGAUGUGUGGCCCGACCUGCUUCCGUUGGCUCCGUCGUUCAUCUCCUUAUAAAAUCCAUUACCCUGGCGUCGGUUUGUUUAAAUAGAGCGGUAUGGCAUUGGAUC
Messenger RNA from Stereum hirsutum FP-91666 SS1, 706 nucleotides. RefSeq names its product mitochondrial 30S ribosomal protein S19. The coding region runs from base 147 to 428 and encodes 93 amino acids. The record is from RefSeq and is a predicted model, not a curated record. Gene Ontology annotation, biological process: ribosomal small subunit assembly; translation. Gene Ontology annotation, cellular component: ribosome; cytosolic small ribosomal subunit. The transcript is spliced from 4 exons. Lineage: Eukaryota; Fungi; Basidiomycota; Agaricomycetes; Russulales; Stereaceae. Gene Ontology annotation, molecular function: RNA binding; structural constituent of ribosome.